Molecule: messenger RNA, 1758 nt
Organism: Plasmodium coatneyi
Lineage: Eukaryota; Apicomplexa; Aconoidasida; Haemosporida; Plasmodiidae
Exons: 2
Coding region: 1-1758 (585 amino acids)
Source: RefSeq, a predicted model, not a curated record
AUGUACACUUCAGUCCGCUUCUCCUUCAUCAAAUGGUUUGCACUGUACUUGUUAUGGAAUAAUUACGAAUAUGCGAACGAGAACAAGUUUGGAAAAACAUGGAAUAACAUAAUCCGCAGGAAAAAUGUGUCGGAUGUACGCGGCAGUCGUUUAUUAUGGGAAAAGGGUAAUACAUAUGUGGACAAUAAUAGCAGCUUUUCCUCAUUAGAAGACAUUAUGUUGGGAAUAAGCAGUGACGAAGAAAGUAACGUUGGAGGGACAACAAAAAUACUGUUAGACAAGGACGGAUUUAUGGAAGAACUCAAUAGUAUAAUGACGGAUGAGGAAAUGAAAAGACCAAUUUCUUCCCUAACCAAAGGUGGCAAACGUAAACCAAAUUCCGAAUUUUUAGCUAAAGGUGAAAAGUACACAUCCACUAAAUGCAGUAGCAGGAGCAAGGACAACUAUUCAGAUUAUUAUAAUUAUGAUGGGGAAGGCAAAGAAUGUAAAAACAAAAAAUAUAAAAAUAGAAAAUAUGAAAACAAAAAAUAUAAAAAGAAAAAAUAUGAAGAAAAAGAACAGGCGUAUGGUUGCAAAUAUCGUGACGGUCGCAAACAGCGCCAUGGUAAUGGGGACAAUCGUAAAUAUCGUGAUGAUCGCAGAUAUCCACAGGAGCGGGACAAUCGUAAGCAUGGUCAUGAUGAUAGAAACAAUCGUAAAUAUCGCGAUGAUCGUGACGAUGGUAUAUUUCUUCAAGAUCGAGACAAUCGUAAAUAUGGCGAUGAUCGGGAUGGUCAAGGAAAUAAAAAAUAUCGUGAUACAUAUGAUAAAUAUGAUAAGUAUGAUAAGUAUAAUGGGGAAGACUAUCGUCAUAAUGAUGAUGACAGUUAUAGAAAACCUUUAAAUUCUAAACGACGUACAUUCCAUAAUAAAGGAAAUAAGUCACCAAGCAAAUAUCCUGCCCAAGACGACCUUUGCCCUAAACCAUCGAAUGAUAAAUAUGGAAAUGUGAACAAAGUUGGGAAAACACAUAAUCCAGUGAACCUACACGAUGAUGCAAAAAAAAAAUUACCCAGAACAUUAAAGAACCAUUUUGACCAUUCAAAAGGAUACGGUUCAAAAAGUUACUACGGCGAUGAUGAUGAUGAUUAUGGUGAUGACUAUGAUAACGAUAGGGAGGAUGAAAGUAACUUAAUGGCUGUAUCAUCAAAAUAUCCUAAUGAGCAUGAAGGGUCCUCUAGUGGAAAAGGAAUUCAUACAACUGAUGAAAUUCGUUCUUAUAUGGACGAAAAACGACAGGAAAAUAAAAUUCCCGUUAGUCCUAGUGCAGGUUUAUGCAGAAACACCGCGUUGUGUAAAAUGAUUAGAAAGUCAGAUACUAAGGUUAAAUUAAAAAAGUCACGAGACAUGAAAAAUAAGGCACCCGACGCAAAAAUGGAAAAAAAACCCAGAGCAUUCUUCAGUAAAUUGUUACAUACCAUAUGGAAAAAUAAAAAGUUGCUGUACCUUACAUUGAUCCUCUCAGUUCCUUAUCCAUUAGUUUUGUACACUUUGAUUUUCAUCGCUUAUGGCAUAUACGCUUAUUUUGCAGAAUCUGUAAUAUUAUUUAUCAUAUUAGCUAUUGCAUUUCAUAUAAUAAUAGGACUUGUCUUCUCGAACAUUGCCAUUUCAAUCAUACGACCUGAAGGAAAAAAAAAGACAUGUCAAAUAAAAUCUGGAAAUACAGAACUUCUUCACAAGAAAACUACAAACACAGAAAAUUUGAGAAAUCAGGAGUAA